This is a messenger RNA of Oryctolagus cuniculus (rabbit), 7070 nucleotides long. RefSeq names its product phosphatidylinositol-4,5-bisphosphate 3-kinase catalytic subunit gamma (gene PIK3CG). Gene Ontology annotation, molecular function: 1-phosphatidylinositol-4-phosphate 3-kinase activity; 1-phosphatidylinositol-3-kinase activity. The record is from RefSeq and is a predicted model, not a curated record. Gene Ontology annotation, cellular component: plasma membrane; phosphatidylinositol 3-kinase complex, class IA; cytoplasm. Lineage: Eukaryota; Metazoa; Chordata; Mammalia; Lagomorpha; Leporidae. Gene Ontology annotation, biological process: phosphatidylinositol 3-kinase/protein kinase B signal transduction; phosphatidylinositol-mediated signaling; phosphatidylinositol-3-phosphate biosynthetic process.
UUUUGCUCUUUGUUGGGUCUGACUUGGAAUAGUUACACUUCCUUCUGGGCUAGAAUAUUUUUAUCCGGGACUGCUGUGGGUUCUUGAGAUGAUACCACCACUGAACGCCCGUAUUUCAUUGUCUAGUCCAACCUAGCUUUUGGAUAUCCACAAGGUUCCGGCAAUAGUUCUGCAGGUGCAUUAGUUCUUUUUUGUUUUUGUUUGGGAGGAAGGGGGAGGGCCAUGGAGCCCAUGCCAGCCAGGCUUCAUAUUCUUACAGUGUAUGCUUAGCGAUUACUGUACUUACAGCGUUUCUAACGUCUUCUCAUAAAGGAGAAACCUUCAUAGCCUCAGCCAUGAAGGGAAUCAGUCGCGCGGGGCAUGGAGCUGGAGAGCUCUGAACAGCCCGUGGUUCUGAGAGAGGACCACGGGCGCCGGCGCCGGAGGAUGAAGCCGCGCAGCCCCGCGGCCAGCCUGUCCUCCAUGGAGCUCAUCCCCAUCGAGUUCGUGCUGCCCACCAGCCAGCGCGACAGCAAGACGCCGGAGACGGCGCUGCUGCACGUGGCGGGCCACGGCAACGUGGAGCAGAUGAAGGGCCAGGUGUGGCUGCGCGCGCUGGAGACGAGCGUGGCCGCAGACUUCUACCACCGGCUGGGCCCGGACCACUUCCUCCUGCUCUACCAGAAAAAGGGGCAGUGGUACGAGAUCUACGACAAGUACCAGGUGGUGCAGACGCUGGACUGCCUGCGCUACUGGAAGCUGCUGCACAGGAGCCCGGGCCAGAUCCACGUAGUCCAGCGGCACGCGCCCUCUGAGGAGACGCUGGCCUUUCAGCGGCAGCUCACCGCCCUGAUUGGCUAUGAUGUGACUGACGUCAGCAACGUGCACGACGACGAGCUGGAGUUCACGCGCCGGCGCCUGCUGACUCCACGCAUGGCGGAAGUGGCCAGCCGCGACCCCCGGCUGUACGCCAUGCACCCCUGGGUGACGUCCAAGCCCCUGCCGGAGUACCUAGCGAGGAAGAUUACCAACAACUGCAUCUUCAUCGUCAUCCACCGCAGCACCACCAGCCAGACCAUCAAGGUCUCGGCCGACGACACGCCUGGCAACAUCCUCCAUAGCUUCUUCACCAAGAUGGCCAAGAAGAAGUCCCUGAUGGACAUCCCGGAGAGCCAAAGCGAACAGGAUUUUGUGCUGCGCGUCUGCGGCCGGGAUGAGUACCUGGUGGGUGAAACGCCCAUCAGAAAUUUCCAGUGGGUGAGGCAGUGCCUGAAAAAUGGAGAGGAGAUUCACCUAGUGCUCGACGCGCCCCCGGACCCAGCCCUGGACGAGGUGAGGAAGGAAGAGUGGCCCCUGGUGGAUGACUGCACGGGAGUCACCGGCUACCACGAGCAGCUGACCAUCCACGGCAAGGACCAUGAGAGCGUGUUCACUGUGUCGCUGUGGGACUGUGACCGGAAGUUCAGGGUCAAGGUCAGAGGGAUCGAUAUCCCGGUCCUGCCGCGGAACGCCGACCUCACGGUUUUCGUGGAGGCAAACAUCCAGCACGGGCAGCAAGUGCUUUGCCAAAGGAGAACCAGCGCCAAGCCCUUCACGGAGGAGGUGCUCUGGAAUGUGUGGCUGGAGUUCAGUAUCAAAAUCAAGGACUUGCCCAAGGGCGCGCUUCUGAACCUGCAGAUCUACUGCGGCAAGGCGCCCGCGCUGUCGGGCAAGGCCUCUGCCGACACUCCCGGUGCAGAGUCCAGGGGCAAGGCUCAGCUGCUCUAUUACGUGAACCUGCUGCUGAUAGAUCAUCGCUUCCUCCUGCGCCACGGCGAGUACGUGCUCCACAUGUGGCAGAUAUCGGGCAAGGGAGAAGACCAGGGGAGCUUCAAUGCUGACAAGCUCACGUCUGCAACCAACCCCGACAAGGAGAACGCCAUGUCCAUCUCCAUUCUUCUGGACAAUUACUGCCACCCAAUAGCUUUGCCUAAGCAUCGACCCACCCCUGACCCUGAAGGGGACCGGGUACGAGCCGAAAUGCCCAACCAGCUUCGCAAGCAGCUGGAAGCAAUCAUAGCCACGGAUCCACUUAACCCGCUCACAGCAGAAGACAAAGAGCUGCUGUGGCAUUUUAGAUACGAGACCCUUAAGCAUCCGAAAGCGUAUCCUAAGCUGUUUAGCUCGGUGAAAUGGGGACAGCAAGAAACUGUGGCCAAAACAUACCAGUUGUUAGCCCGACGGGAGGUCUGGGAUCAAAGUGCUUUGGAUGUGGGGUUAACAAUGCAACUCCUGGACUGCAACUUUUCGGAUGAGAAUGUAAGAGCCAUUGCAGUUCAGAAACUGGAGAGCUUAGAAGAUGAUGAUGUCUUGCAUUACCUUCUGCAGCUGGUCCAGGCCGUGAAAUUUGAACCAUACCAUGACAGUGCCCUGGCCAGAUUUCUGCUGAAGCGUGGUUUAAGGAACAAAAGAAUUGGUCACUUCUUGUUUUGGUUCUUGAGAAGUGAGAUAGCCCAGUCCAGACACUAUCAGCAGAGGUUCGCCGUGAUCCUGGAAGCCUAUCUGAGGGGCUGUGGCACAGCCAUGCUGCACGACUUGACCCAACAAGUCCUUGUAAUCGAGAUGUUACAAAAAGUCACCAUUGACAUUAAAUCACUCUCUGCUGAAAAGUAUGACGUCAGUUCCCAAGUUAUUCUACAGCUUAAGCAAAAACUUGAAAAUCUACAAAAUUCUAACCUCCCGACGAGUUUUAGAGUUCCAUACGACCCUGGAUUGAAAGCAGGAACACUGGUGAUUGAGAAAUGUAAAGUGAUGGCCUCCAAGAAAAAGCCCCUGUGGCUCGAGUUUAAAUGUGCCGAUCCUACAGCCCUUUCAAAGGAGACCAUUGGAAUUAUCUUUAAACAUGGUGACGAUCUACGCCAAGACAUGCUUAUUUUACAGAUUCUACGAAUCAUGGAGUCCAUCUGGGAAACAGAAUCUUUGGAUCUGUGCCUCUUGCCAUAUGGUUGCAUUUCAACUGGUGACAAAAUAGGAAUGAUCGAGAUCGUGAAAGACGCCACGACCAUUGCCAAAAUUCAGCAAAGCACCGUGGGCAACACGGGCGCCUUUAAGGAUGAAGUCUUGAACCACUGGCUCAAGGAAAAAUGCCCGAUUGAGGACAAGUUUCAGGCAGCAGUGGAGAGAUUUGUUUAUUCCUGUGCAGGCUACUGUGUGGCAACCUUUGUUCUUGGAAUAGGUGACAGACACAACGACAAUAUUAUGAUCUCCGAGACAGGAAACCUAUUCCAUAUCGACUUCGGGCACAUUCUUGGGAACUACAAAAGUUUCCUGGGCAUUAAUAAAGAGAGAGUGCCAUUUGUGCUAACCCCAGACUUCCUGUUUGUGAUGGGGACUUCUGGGAAGAAGACAAGUCCACACUUCCAGAAAUUUCAGGACGUCUGUGUCAAGGCCUACCUCGCCCUUCGCCAUCACACAAACCUGCUGAUCGUCCUCUUCUCCAUGAUGCUGAUGACAGGGAUGCCCCAGCUAACAAGCAAAGAAGACAUCGAGUACAUCCGGGACGCCUUAACGGUGGGCAAGAGUGAGGAGGACGCCAAGAAGUAUUUUCUUGAUCAGAUUGAAGUUUGCAGAGACAAAGGGUGGACCGUGCAGUUUAACUGGUUCCUGCAUCUUGUUUUGGGCAUCAAACAAGGAGAGAAGCAUUCAGCCUGAUAAUUUAGGCCAGAAUCAGAAACACAGGAAUGGUCUACAGCUUUCAAUCGGCUUGUCAGUCGUCCAGUUUGGAUUUAAAAUGCAAUGGGCCACUGUGAAAGCUGACACACUGCAGAAAUAUUAUUCUUUUCCUUGCUGAACUCUUCACUGGAGGGAAGAAGGUUGGCACUGACUUUUGGUUGGUUGACAUCCUCCUUGCCGAGUUUACCUGCUGGUUGGUUUUUUCCCAUCCAUCUCAGUGUUGUUGGAGAACGCUCUAAGACAGAGCAGACUGAUGACUUCCUCAGUGUGCUUGAUAGUUCGGCUGUCGCUUCUGGAAAUUCCUUAGAAUGCCUGAUAAUACCUGUUUUCAUCUGGGUUUCCUCUCAGUUUGGUCAUCCUGUGUUCUGCAGGCUCUGUCCAGAGGCAGAGGCCAUAACGGUAGCCUUUGUCUCAUGCCUCAAACAAUGCUUCUCAACAUCGCCAUGGUGACUGCAGAUGUUAGUGACGUGCUGGGAGCCAGGCCCAGGAGGCCUUCUCAGUGGCUUCCACUCUCAGACUGCUCUGCAGUGUGCAGCUGGGGCACACAGACACGUAAGGGACAGUCUGAACCUCGGCCCUGCUGCUCCAGUUCCAGGGUUGUGAACAUGGGAUGCAGAGAUGGGGGCCUUCUGUCUCCCCGCUGCCCACAGCACAGGGAGUGUGGCCUUCCCCGGCACAGACUUAACUGAAGGGACUCUUUGAGGCCAGUGCAUCGCCCCACCCCUCGCUCUCUUUCGCUCUCUCUCUUGUUCCCUGUCCCCUUCCUCUGCAGUCACCCCCCUUCCCAGACUUGGAAAUCCUCAAGGAUGGCUGUGCCCCACAAACUCUAGUGAGUCUGGAAGAGCAUUUCUACUCUAGGAUUGCUACAAUUUUUGGUACUUGUAAAGCUAUUUAGUGGGUUUUUAAGUAUCUUAUUAAAGGUGCAUUCGGGGAAAUAUGAAUUAGGCCUUAAUUUUAAGUUUUGGCCUGAGUGGUUCUUUCUUUUUUAACAGAAGAUACUUGGUAACCAAGAAGUAUUCCAGGUUAGAAAGAACACUACUUGUCCUCUUCAUUUCUCCAUGUUAAGGGCUUUUAAACUUUGACACAUCCUUUAGAUUGCCUAAAAAUUGAAAUGACUGCUUUAAAAAUAGUCUCAACUCUUAAAUAUCUUGCUAUUUAUUGGGAGUGUUGUUUAAAGAUCAUAAAAUUAUUUAUGCAAUAUUUUUAGAUUGCCUACAGCAAAUACAUUACAUAGAAACCCCUCUGCUAAUGGGAUCUAAGUGAAACCAGAUACAAAUAUAUAUUAGAUUCUUAAGUUUUUUAAAUAGAUACCUGUUGAACUUGGGGACAGCCCAAAUCUUUCAUUCUGUAUCUGCAGGUGCACACUGGUUCUUAACUCAGGCUGAAAAGAAGAGACCCCAGGGAUGCUUCUUUAAAAUACCCUUGCCAGUCCAGCACUGUGGCACAGUGGAUUAAACUGCCGCCUGUGACACCUGGCAUCCCAUAUGGGCACUGGUUUGAGUCCCUGCUGCUCCACUCUGAUCCAGCUCCCUGCUAAUGGCCUGUGAAAGCAGCAGAGGAUGGCCCAAGUGCUUGGGCCCUUGCACCCAUGUGGGAGACCUGGAAGAAGUUCCUCACCCCUGGCUUUUGCUUGGCCCAUCCCCAGCCAUUGUGGCCAUUUCAGGAAUGAACCAGCUUAUGGAAGAUCUCUGUCUUUUUAUAUCUUUCCUUCUCUAAUUCUGCCUUUAAAUUAGUAAAUCUUUUUUAAAAAAUUACACAAACACACACACACACACACACACACACACACACUUGCCCCCUUGCACUCCCAGGUUCUAAUUUAAUUUAAUGGGAUGAGGCCCAGGCAUCCAUAUUUUUCUGUGUGCUCUAGAUCAUUCUAAACACAUCCAGGGUUAGAAACCCCAAUGCCUUUGCAGGUGCAAAUUAACUCUCCCUCCUUGCCUAUGGAGCCUUUCCCCGACUCGCAGGCAUCCAGAAGGCAUUCAUUCCCCUGCUUUGACAACUCAUCUUUCUAAAAUCCUGGUCUGUCCCCGUACAGAGGGCCAUGCCCUGUAAUGAAAUUUUUCUUCCUCUGUGUAAGUGGAAGAUAGACAUUUUGGCACUUCUAAACCAUCUCCCACCAUUGUUUUGAAGGAAAGCGAGAAGAAUGGUGCUUUCUAGUUCCAAAGAAGAUGCUUUGGCUAUUCUUAUGACGAAUAGCCAGGCUCAGCUCUUGUACGCAUUCUGCUUUGUAUCUGAACUGCCGAAAAACUCAACAAUAAAGGAACUGUAGAGAAGUGUGAUGCUUAGCUUAUUGGCACAUGUGCAUACAUAUUUGCUCUUCCAAUGGACCAGGUCUUUCAGUUCUCUCCUGAUGCUGAUUUUAUACAUACUCAUAUCACACUGGACUUGGUUCUUCCAAUAUUCCAAAUGACAGUAGAAUUUUAACUUUAUAGACUUGAUUGCACAUAAACAAAAGGCACCUUUAUGUACUUCCUUCACUGUUCCCAGUGGAUACAUGACCAGAAACCCCUAUGCCUUUUAAAACUCUCCAGAGCUAAGGUCAUCCUGCACCUGUCUGCACACCAAAGGAAAAACAGUUCACCAAGUCGGAUGAAUCAGUUGAAAACUGAUUGUACCUCCAUCUGGGAUUUGGCUGCCUAACUGUCAGAGCCCAGUGCAAAAGGACAAAUGGGGACUGGCCUUUCAAAGAUCAUCAAGAAACCCAAGAUGGCCACAGCAGAGCAUUAAACCUUUUGAGCAAGGUGGGGGCGGGGGAACCUCGUGUGACUGCGCAGGUCACAAAAAACCAGCAGCAUGUGGAUCUAAAUAAUGGCUUUGGCUCUUGGUUCUGGGCACAUAAACCAUGACUGAGUGAGUGAAGAUAAAGCACCAGGCCCCAAAGUUGCUUCUGUUCGAAUUAGAGUAGCUCAUCUCAACGGCUGUGCAUCAGGACGUAGGAGAGUGGCCACUGCUCUCAGGUUGAAACUAUGGCCACUGGAAGUAAAGGAAAGCAGACAGCCCAAGUCUGGCCCUGUGUGGCUGCAUGAGUGUUACCUGGAGGAAAGGAAGGGGGGAAACGUUAUAGAUAAAAAUGACAUCAACUCCCAGAGAGAACACUGGCUUCUUAAUAAAUACACUUCAGUAAAUCCGUCUUUUUCAGGAGGUGAACUAUUCUGCUUUGAAAAGGCUGGAUGGAAAUUUUGCAGUGGCAUCAUUUGGAGGUUGUGUGUCCUGCAUUCAUGCAAAUUAAUUAUUUUUGGAAAUCUAAAAGUAAUUUAGAAAAUGUCUGGGACAAAUCUGAUCUUUAUUUCAUAUGCUAGGCUGUGUUUUCUGUGAUUAUGCAAUAAAUUUACAAUUAUAUUUAGCAACCUGAAGAAAAUAAAAAUAAAUUUGGAUUU